Orbicella faveolata is the source of this 3196-nucleotide messenger RNA. RefSeq names its product putative ATP-dependent RNA helicase DDX10. Gene Ontology annotation, molecular function: RNA helicase activity; nucleic acid binding; ATP binding. Lineage: Eukaryota; Metazoa; Cnidaria; Anthozoa; Scleractinia; Merulinidae. The record is from RefSeq and is a predicted model, not a curated record.
UUUACAGCCUCGAUUCCAGGCUCUCCCUUCUUUUCCUCCCUUAUCGCAGGCAGAGUCUGGGGUUGGCAAGGAAGGGAGGUUACUAAGAAAUAUGGCCGACGGUAAGGAGGCAAAAGUAAGAUGGACAAAAUCUGAAAAACAUCGUCGAAUACGACGUCGAGAAUCAUGGACAAAGGAAGAAAAAGAGAUUAAAGAAUUAGAGGAUCGUUGCAGAGAUCUUGAUUGUGCUGCUGCUUUAUCAAAGUUCUCUGAUUUACCUCUUUCACAAAGAACACUUCAAGGCUUGCAUGGUGCAGGGUAUCAAAUUCCAACUGAAAUUCAGAAGGCUGGAAUACCAAUAUCUUUAAAAGGCUGUGAUGUCUUAGGAGCUGCUAAGACUGGCUCAGGAAAAACUUUGGCAUUUCUUAUUCCUGUAAUUGAAGUACUAUGGAGUCAGAGGUGGACUUCUGUAGAUGGUUUAGGUGCUCUGAUAAUCUCUCCUACCCGUGAACUUGCAUAUCAAACAUUUGAAGUAUUAUGCAAAAUUGGCAGCAAACAUGACCUUUCAGCAGGUCUUAUAAUCGGUGGAAAGGACCUGAAACAUGAGCAAGAAAGAAUUAGAAAAACAAAUAUUGUUGUCUGUACCCCUGGACGGCUGCUUCAGCACAUGGAUGAGACGCCAGACUUCAACUGCAACUCUUUACAGGUUCUUGUUUUGGAUGAAGCAGACAGAAUUCUAGAUCUCGGUUUUGCUGCUACACUGAAUGCCAUUUUAGAAAAUCUUCCCGAAGAAAGACAGACCAUGCUUUAUUCAGCGACUCAAACAAGAUCAGUACAAGAUCUAGCAAGGUUGAGCCUGCAGGAUCCUGAAUACAUUGCUGUACAUGAAAACUCAAGAACAAGUACUCCUAAAGGACUCACACAGAGUUAUGUAGUUUGUGAACUACAUGAAAAGCUGGAUUUUCUACACUCCUUUAUUCGUAAUCACAUCAAAAGCAAGAUUCUUGUCUUUGUUUCAAGUUGUAAACAGGUAAAAUUCAUCUAUGAAUCUUUUCGCCGCCUGCGACCUGGAAUACCGCUAAUGGCUCUAUAUGGCAAACAAAAGCAGUUAAAGAGAGUGGCAAUUUAUAAUGACUUUUGUAAGAAGACUGAAGCUGUGCUCUUUGCUACAGAUAUUGCGGCUAGGGGUCUUGACAUUCCUGCAGUUCAUUGGGUGGUUCAACUAGAUUGUCCUGAAGAUGCCAACACAUACAUUCAUCGAGCAGGAAGAACAGCAAGGUAUCACAAGAAUGGACAAUCCUUGUUGGUAUUAUUACCUUCAGAGGAACCAGAAAUGCUUAAGGCUUUAGAAGAUAAAAAGAUACCUAUAAACAGAAUAAGAGUGAAUCCACAGAAGCUGGGUUCAAUUCGAAAGAAACUUGAAGCAUUCUGUGCUCAGGACUUAGAAAUAAAGCAAUGGGCUCAAAAGGUAACAGAUGAAAUUCAGUCAUAUUCUUUUGACAGAUCAGUACAAGAUCUAGCAAGGUUGAGCCUGCAGGAUCCUGAAUACAUUGCUGUACAUGAAAACUCAAGAACAAGUACUCCUAAAGGACUCACACAGAGUUAUGUAGUUUGUGAACUACAUGAAAAGCUGGAUUUUCUACACUCCUUUAUUCGUAAUCACAUCAAAAGCAAGAUUCUUGUCUUUGUUUCAAGUUGUAAACAGGUAAAAUUCAUCUAUGAAUCUUUUCGCCGCCUGCGACCUGGAAUACCGCUAAUGGCUCUAUAUGGCAAACAAAAGCAGUUAAAGAGAGUGGCAAUUUAUAAUGACUUUUGUAAGAAGACUGAAGCUGUGCUCUUUGCUACAGAUAUUGCGGCUAGGGGUCUUGACAUUCCUGCAGUUCAUUGGGUGGUUCAACUAGAUUGUCCUGAAGAUGCCAACACAUACAUUCAUCGAGCAGGAAGAACAGCAAGGUAUCACAAGAAUGGACAAUCCUUGUUGGUAUUAUUACCUUCAGAGGAACCAGAAAUGCUUAAGGUAACACAACAGCAUCAGUUUCUAAAUACUACUGAAACGUGUAGGUUGGUAAAGUCUGGCUACAAACCAAGUGGCUCAUCAGGCUGGAGCUUAUCCCUCUUUCUGUGCCAAGAAGUGACUAGGAGUAUUUCAACUGCUUUAGAAGAUAAAAAGAUACCUAUAAACAGAAUAAGAGUGAAUCCACAGAAGCUGGGUUCUAUUCGAAAGAAACUUGAAGCAUUCUGUGCUCAGGACUUAGAAAUAAAGCAAUGGGCUCAAAAGAGUAUCGUAUCCUACGCCAGAUCAGUGUUCCUGCAGUCAAACAAAAAAAUAUUUGAUGUCAACAAGCUUCCCUUGGACGAGUUUGCGCAAUCACUUGGAUUACCCAACCCUCCUCGGAUUCGAUUUCUUAAGAAAGCGGAGAAAAAGUAUGGUAAACAAAAUGACUCGUCACAAAUUGACCUCGCGACAAGCAACCGAACACAGGAAAGCAGCGGUAGUAGUGACGAGGGGUCUGGGGACGAGGAAAGUGAAGACGAGAGGGAUCUGGUAAACACUUCGAAAUUACAAGAUGAUACCGCUGAACAAGAUGAUUUACUAUUCCUUAAGAAACGCCAUGUAAACUUUGACCCAGGCCCACCUUCAAUAGAGGAAGACCUGGUUCAAAAAGAGAGAAAGCCAAAGAAACCAAAGACCAAAAUUGCUGCGGCCAAAAAAAUACUGAACAAAAAUGUGAAGAUAAACACAAAGAUAGUGUUUGACGACGAAGGAGAGCCACUUACGACUGAAGGACCUCCUCUAAAUCUCGCAAGUAAGUCUGAACCAAGCAACGAAACUCUUGAACCAGUCCCUCUCGGCGAGAGCCAUAAACGUCACGUGGGUGGCAUUUCAGUAGAAGAAUCACGUGAUUUGAUGCGUCAGGCGGACUUGAUUGACAGGAAAGUGGAAAGGCAGCGAAUUAAAAGCAAACACAAAGAACAAAGACGAAAAGUUAAGAAACGACGGCGGGAGGAACAGGGUGUAUCAGGUGUCGGUUUAGUGGACGACGGAGAGGCUGAAGAAGAACUCGAGGACUCUGAGGAUGAAGAACAGCUACAGAGCCCCAAGAAGAGGAAGGGCUUCUCAAAGAGUGACGGAGUCUCAGAUAUUGCUCUGGAUUUGGCGCCCCAAGGGCCAUCUUUGGCAGAAGACGAGGAACUAGUUUUGCAGCUUCUGUCGGGA